Sparassis crispa is the source of this 1587-nucleotide messenger RNA. RefSeq lists its product as hypothetical. Bases 1 to 1587 code for a protein of 528 amino acids. Lineage: Eukaryota; Fungi; Basidiomycota; Agaricomycetes; Polyporales; Sparassidaceae. The record is from RefSeq and is a predicted model, not a curated record. The transcript is spliced from 4 exons.
AUGCAAAUGACUGCCCAUCUGUCCUCAGCCUCUGAUGCAGCAACUCUACUUGGUCUUGCACAUAUCGACACCAGCAUGGCGGAUGAACCGGCUAACGGUGAGCAAGGGGUAACUGUGAAAAGGGCGAAGACGGCUGCACUCAUUGCGCAGGUCUCCAACCACCAGAUGCGGCUUGAACUCCUGGAGGAGGAGAAGGUUAUGCUGCAGGCAGAGCUAGAAGAAAUGAAGAAGUUACUGCAUACCUAUAGUGCUCGCUACACUGCAGUGUCGGAGCGGCUGGACAAGCAGGCUGACUUGAUCUCGGAGCUGCAGACGCUAGUCGCUGACCUUCAGGAGCGUUGCAUCUCGUCUGAUGAGUCGAAUGGUAGUGCAGAGGGUUCGGACUCCGAUGACGAGGUGCUUGACGAAAAGGAGAAGAGGCGGAUUGAAGACAGCGUCGCCGCAUUGAAGGACACUUCAUACCGAGAACUCGUUCGCCAGGCCUUUCAGACUCGCAUGGGCAUUCCAAACCUCAAACCGAUGAGCCUGCCAUGGUGGCCGAAGGAUGGAGAGCCUUUACCGAUUGACCCCGCGACCAAGACUGAGCUGAUGCGCUUUCGCUGGGAUCUCGGGUGGGAUGCAGUCGAGAACUUUGAAAACAUCAGCACCCUGGUUAGAAUGAUCAUGCAGCAAGGUGGUGAGCUUGUACCCACUGCUGUAAAGGCUGUUCGAGCACUCGGAAGAGUUGAUGUCGAGGAUAGUGUCAAGAAGAAGUUUCUGGCACUGGAAAAAGCCUUGCGCGACGCACAUAAGAUUGAAGGACGUGGGCGAUCGGUGACUGCGCAGAUAGAGAUUGAUGGGAUUGAUGUGUUGCCGAGUGAAGAGGCGAACUCGAAGUUGCCAGCCAGAGGUCAGAAGAAGCCAUCGCAUAGGACCAGCCACACUAAGGGUAAACUUCAGGUUCGCAAGCGCAAAUGUGCACAUCUGCCGAAGGAAUCAAUGUGGCAUGACCCCAAGUAUGAUGCCGUGUUCACAGACAGCUUGAUGUCCGAUGAUGAGGAUGAGCUAAAUGAGAAGGGAGAGUUCACCGGGCAUUAUAUAUCAAAGGCUCCCACAUACCGGAGCCAAGUGUUGAUUGAUCUCUUCAGAGAGAUUGAUGCCGCUCGGGAUCCCACGCCAUCGAGCAAGUACAUCCCAUGCAUCAAGGCAGUAGAGACCAUCGAUGAGCCGCCAAAGGUGUCCAAGCUCCUCAAGAACAAAGCGCGACGGUGGAUGAUUGACCCGCACUGGUUGGCAGUCGAGACAAACCAGCAAUACGAUGUUGAGAGUCAUAUCGUGAACAGUGGCAGGGCAUGGGGUGAUGAUGAAGAUCCGGAAGAGACUUUGGAGAAGCAGAAGCGAAUGAGAGAAGAGAAGGCUGUGAUUGUGAAGAACAAGAAAGCGCGCCUCGCUGAAAAUGCACAGGAUAAGGGAGAAGGAUCGUCGAAGCAGAAGGUGGUGAAGAAGAAAGGGAAGGGAAAGAUAGUGAAGGUGAGCACUGGAGGGGAUGCGGGCAAAGGUCAAAAUGCUGCCGAGGACGACGACAAUGACCUGUACUUCGAUGAUUAG